CCGAACCUUCUCUAUCCGCUUCUUGUCCACACCAUAAUAUUAUAAUAUUAUUAACAAUAAAUUCACAGCGUAUCUUCCUAAAAUCAAAAAUCACUCUUUCUAUCUCGAAGAUCUGAUUCAAAUCAAUUCCAUCUUCUUAAUCGUUGUUUGAUCGUGAUUCCUUUCAAAUACAUAUAGUUUGAGGGGGAAACCCCUGAUCCGUUACAAAACAAGGGAAUUUAUUCGAGUUCUAGGGUUUUCUAUCACCAGAUAGAUAUGGCGCAGAAUCAAGGUGGCGGUGGUGGUGGUGGUUUCUUUUCGUCGAUCGCUUCAAGUUUCUCCAGUUUUAAGAAUCAAGUUAACGGAUUACUUGGUUACGAGGGGCUUGAAGUUAUUAACCCCGAGGGAGGCACUGAUGAUGCUGAAGUUGAAGCACAAAGAGGCAGAUGGAAGGGAGAGGAGCGUGAUAGUUACUGGAGGUCAAUGCAGAAGUAUGUAGGUGCUGAUAUCACAUCAAUGGUGACUCUACCUGUUCUCAUUUUUGAACCCAUGACAAUGUUACAGAAAAUGGCAGAGUUGAUGGAAUAUGCCCAUCUUUUAGAGCAAGCAGAUAGUUGUGAAGAUCCAUACAUGCGAUUAGUAUAUACAGCAUCAUGGUUUAUAUCAGUAUAUUAUGCUCUACAACGAACCUGGAAGCCUUUCAAUCCAAUUCUUGGUGAAACAUAUGAAAUGGUUAAUCAUUGUGGCAUUACAUUUAUUGCAGAGCAGGUGAGUCAUCACCCUCCAAUAAGUGCUGCACAUGCUGAAAAUGAGCAUUUUGUAUAUGAUAUAACUUCAAAGGUGAAGACCAAGUUUCUUGGUAACUCUGUUGAUGUCUAUCCUCUUGGAAGAACUCGUUUGAAGCUAAAGAAAGAUGGAGUAAUCCUAGAAUUAGUACCCCCUCCCACAAAAGUCAACAAUUUAAUAUUUGGAAGAACAUGGAUUGAUUCCCCUGGGGAGAUGGUUUUGACCAAUUUGACCUCAGGAGAUAAAGUUGUCCUCUAUUUUCAACCUUGUGGUUGGUUCGGUGCUGGACGUUAUGAAGUGGAUGGAUAUGUAUACAAUUCAGAAGAAGAACCAAAAAUAUUAAUGACAGGAAAAUGGAACGAAUCCAUGAGCUAUCAGCCUUGUGAUUCUGAAGGGGAGCCUCUCCCAAACACUGAACUCACACAGGUAUGGAAAGUUGCUGAGGCUCCAGCAGAUGAUAAAUUUCAGUACACACAUUUUGCACAUAAAGUAAACAGUUUCAAUACAGCACCAAAGAAGCUAUUAGCAUCAGAUUCCCGCUUACGACCUGACAGAUAUGCCCUUGAGAUGGGUGACAUGUCAAAAGCUGGUUCGGAAAAAAGCAUUCUGGAAGAGAAACAGAGGGCGGAAAAAAGAAUAAGAGAAACAAAGGGGAAAGAAUUUGUGCCAAAGUGGUUUGACAUGACGGACCAAAUUGCCCCUACACCAUGGGGGGAUUUGGAGAUUUAUGAAUACAAUGGGAGAUACUCCAAACACAGAGCUGAAGCUGAUAAGUCAAGUAGUGUUCAAGAUGUUACAAUUGCCAAUACAGAGUUCAACCCUUGGCAGUAUGGAAAUGUUGCUGAAACUGAUUGAUAAUUGAUUCAUCACCAGUUUGUCUGUUUAAUUUUGACA
Messenger RNA from Lactuca virosa, 1659 nucleotides. The record is from the annotation of a GenBank genome assembly. Lineage: Eukaryota; Viridiplantae; Streptophyta; Magnoliopsida; Asterales; Asteraceae.